AUGCUCCCUUCUAUUGUGGAGGUACGCUUAUCUGAUUGUGGCAUCAACGCCAUUCCGCUCUCUCUUCCACAUGUGAAUUUUACUUCACUUUCUGUUCUUGAUCUUUCUUGGAAUUCUAUUAAUUCAACGAUACCUGGUUGGUUGUUCAACAUAAGUAGCCUGGAGUACCUUGAUCUCAGUGGUAAUUUUAUUAUUUCGACGAUACCUGGUUGGUUGUUCAACAUAAGUAGCCUGGAGUACUACCUUGAUCUCAGCGGUAAUUUUAUUAAUUCGACGAUACCUGGUUGGUUGUUCAACAUAAGCAGCCUCGAGUACCUUGAUCUUAGCUAUAAUUUCUUUCGGGGCAUCAUUCCGCCUGCAAUUAAGAAUCUAGCUUCGCUCAAGGCCCUUCAUUUAUCCGAUAAUUGGUUUCUUGAAGGCAAAAUUCCGGUUGAAUUUGGGGAGCUAUGUAAGCUGCAGUAUUUGGGAUUGUCAUACAUUAAUAUCAGCAAAAAUUUGCAUGAACUUGAUAAAGUAUUUACUGGAUGCAUCAAAAAUAGUUUAGAAACUCUGUACAUGGAGAACACCCAGCUUGGCGGUUAUUUGCCGGACUGGUUGGGAGACUUCAAAAAGCUCAAAUAUCUCGAUUUGAGUGGCAACUCAAUUUCUGAUCCUAUUCCUGAAUCACUUGGAAGGUUGUCAGCACUUCAAAAAUUAUAUCUUUUCGACAAUAAGUUGAAUGGGACUUUCCCAAAAAGUCUUGGAAGACUUGUGGAGUUAGUUGAGUUAUACCUCGGAUGGAACCUUUUGGAGGGUGUCAUGUCUGAAGAGCAGUUUGCCAAUUUCACCAAACUGAAAUCUCUAGAUUUAUCACAAAAUCAAUUAAUUCUGAAUCUGACGUCUGAUUGGAUUCCCCCUUUUCAGCUUCGGAUAUUAUUUAUUGGUUCUUGCAAGUUGGAACCACGAUUCCCAGCAUGGCUCCGGAUGCUAAAAAAUAUUACCUAUUUAGACAUGUCUAGCACAGGAAUUUCAGACACUAUACCAGAUUGGUUUUGGAGGUCAUUUUUCCAGAUAUUCGACUUAGAUAUCUCCAGCAAUGGAAUCACCGGUAGUGUACCCGAUCUUACAAACUUCAUCAACCUUAAUUAUUUUAAUUUGAGUUCUAACCACUUUGAGGGUCUAUUGCCAAAUUUUAAUUCUUCAAUAUUGCAGCUACUAGACCUAUCAAACAAUUCAUUUUCAGGAGUGAUUCAUCUUGACAUUGGUAAAAGUAUGCCUUACUUCGAAUAUCUCUCCCUUUCAACGAACAGUUUAAGUGGUGAAAUUUCCUUAUCACUUUGUCAUCUUAGAUAUGGCGUUCUUGAUCUUUCAAAAAAUCUAUUGUCAGGAGAACUCCCUUUAUCAUUGAAGAGUUGUACGACAUUAAAUACUCUUGAUCUUGGACAGAAUGGAUUCACUGGUAAAAUACCUACUUGGAUAGGAGAAAGUUUGUUGUCUUUGAAGAUCCUUCGCUUACGAUCAAACAAGCUUGUUGGAAAUAUUCCUUCUAAUCUAUCAAGACUAGGGGCUCUUCAAAUUCUGGAUCUGGCUUGUAACAAUUUAUCAGGAACCAUCCCUUCUAGCUUUGGAAACUUUACUGCCAUGAAAGUGUCGGGGGAGAUGAAUGGAACUAUUUUAAAAAAUUAUACUCGUUACAAUGAAAAAAUGCAAGUGACCAUAAAAGGAAUAUACAUUGAGUAUGCUAUAUUGCUUCCACUUGUGAUCAUUAUAGACCUUUCAAAUAAUAACUUAUCUGGAAUGAUACCCGAAGAGUUGACCAAUCUUUUUGGACUUGUGAGCUUAAAUUUGUCUGGAAAUCAUCUGACAGGAGAGAUCACAGAAAAGAUUGGUGCAUUGCAACAGUUGGAGUCACUUGACUUAUCAAGAAACAAUCUUUUCGGUGGAAUUCCUUCAAGCAUGAUUGGUCUAACUUUUUUGAGUUACUUGAACUUGUCAUAUAACCAUCUAUCAGGAAGAGUUCCAAUAGGUAAUCAGCUUCAAACCUUCAUUGAUCCAUCUAUCUAUGUUGGUAAUCAUGAUCUUUGUGGGUUCCCAUUAAGUCAAAAGUGCAAAGAUGCCAAGACAAACCAAGGUCUAAAUGCAGUUGGAGGGGAUGAACAGAAUGAUAAUACCAUGGAUGAAGAAGGAUCUGAAAUGAAGUGGCUGUAUAUGAGCAUGGAGCUAGGAUUCGUAGUAGGUUUCUGGAUUGUCUUUGUCCCACUAUUGUUUGAUAGAAAAUGGAGAGAAGCCUAUUUUCAACAUAUAGAUAAAGUAUUCAAUGUGGUUUACAUGGCCCUGGCAACAAUUUUCACCAAGUUCAACACU
Messenger RNA from Elaeis guineensis (African oil palm), 2343 nucleotides. The record is from RefSeq and is a predicted model, not a curated record. Lineage: Eukaryota; Viridiplantae; Streptophyta; Magnoliopsida; Arecales; Arecaceae.